CAAGCGGCGACAACAGCUGCGACAAUGCUUCUUUAGAAAGGAGACAACAAAGUAAAGUGAGCAUCGCAAUACCGGUAGCUGAGCAAAUACGUGAGGCCAGAAAGCGGCUUCAGUUGAUAAAACAUUGUUCAAUAUCCUGUUAAUCGAACGGUCAUGCCUUCUUUUCUGAAGGCUUAAUGAACAUCCAAGGGCCCCCUGAAACUCCAGAAAAUAGGUUGAAAAUGAAAGAACGCUCAAUCAUGGAAAUGAAAAUGUCUUGCCCCAGCGUCUGAUUGUCUGAUUGGUUCUGCCAGUGGCAAACUUUAGAACUUACAAAAGCAAUAUUGCAAUAUUGCUCAAACCUUGGUCACACCGCAUUGACGGCAUUUCGAUAUUUCGACCCUACUCAGUACAUGUAGACUAGUCUACUUGGCCAGCCGCAUCCACAGUCGUACCGGUAUCUUUCAGCUAACUUUCAGUUUCCUCGCAUUCAUUUUCGCCUCUCCUCCACAACAGUUUGCAGUCAUAAAUUUUCCACUUGGUCGUUUUUCGCUCCUCCAUCUCUCACUUCUCUCCCAAGAUCGCUCCAUCCAUCAGCCAAGAUGUCAUACUACGACGAUGAACUACGCGACCCUGUGAAACCUAUCGUUGCCAUUAUCGGGGCAGGUGUGGCAGGAGUUGCUGCUGCUGGAGCCCUUCAGGACUACGGCCUGGACUUUGUGGUGUUUGACAAGAACAGCCGGCCAGGAGGUCUCUGGGCAGACAACUAUCCCGGUGCCAAAGUCCAAUCCACCACGGAGCUCUACGAGUACCCUAGCAAACGAUUCCCCGCCUCGAUCCGCAAUCGCAGUGACCCACCUGCCCCGACAGCGGACGAAGUAUGCACGUAUCUUGAAGAAUACAUUCACGAGAAGAACAUGGCCUCCAAGUUCCGCUUCAACAGCACCGUCUCGGAUGUCUUGUGCACAUCGGAAGACAACUGGAUUGUGGAGUUUGAUGGCCUCAACACCAUGCGCUUCACCUUUGUGAUUGUCUGCAAUGGACUGGUGUCUUCCAAGCCCAACCACAUUAUGAUUGAGGGCAUGGAGUCCUUCCGAAAUAAUGGUGGCAAGAUCAUCCAUACAUCGGAACGACGAGAAGACCUGAACCUAGAAGGCAAGCGUGUCCUGGUGAUUGGCAAUGGCAAGAGUGCAGUCGAUGCUGCCACCGCGGCUGCUCAAGCUGCCACGGCCAGUGGCACCCUCCCUCCCAUUCAAGUAGCACGACGCCAGACGUGGUAUGUCCCCAGGUAUCUCUUGGGAGUUCUUCAGUACAAGUGGGCCUUCCACACAAGGAUUGGAUCGGCCUUGUUGCCGCGAUACUACGAAACCACCAAUCCAAUCCUCAAGCUUUUACACUUUAUAUUUACGCCCGUCAAGUGGCUUCUCUGGCGACUGGUGGAACUUCUCUUGUUGUUGCAAUUCCGAUUGCCCUACCGUUUGUGGCCCAAGCUUGGAACUGUCGAAAACGCUGCCUUGGAAACAUCCGUCCUCAUCACCGAUGAAGAACACUUGGUCCGUCUCCGCAAGGGAGUCAUUGACAUGAGGAUUGGGACAGUCCAACGGCUGGAACCCAACAAGGCAAUCAUGUCUGAUGGAAGGGAGGAACAGGUCGAUGUCAUUAUUCUGGGCACUGGUUGGAAGCUCAGCUACGAUCAGUUCAUGCACAGCGACAGUAUCUUUGCAGGGCUCGGCUUUUCGAAGGACGGCCUUGAUUUUUGCAAUGAUGGACUAUGGCUCUACCGCAACAUUCUACCGGCUGGAUUCAAGGGCAUGGCCUUUGUGGGGGCCAACACUUUGACCUUUAUGAAUAUCUUUACGGCAUACAUCCAAGCCUAUUGGCUGGCACAACUGUUGGCGGGGGAACGUCCCUGGCCGGAGGAAGCUCACAUGAAAGAGACCGUGGAGCGUGAAAAGGAGUACAAGCGUGGGCUCUACAAGGCUAGUGAAAUGCGUGGGGCGUCGGUGGAGGCGUACAUGCAACACUAUCACGACGUGCUCUUCAAGGAGAUGAAUGCCCGCAAACCCUACAACUGCCUCAUCCGACCACUUGCGGAUCUCGUGAUGCCUGUCCUGCCCAGUACGAUGCAGGGCUGUUUGGAGCCGCUGGAUGCCCUAGAGAAUGGAGUACACACAACAUCAUCUUCGGAUGAUAGCAGCAACAGCCGCUUCAAUCUGAAUUUUCAAGAUGAGAUUGUACUUCCAAAUUGCAAAACUGUGUGCACAGUUUAGUUGGCUGAUGUCCUGGCGGUUCCAGGGUCGAGUUUUGUGAGGGUAAUCCAUGCGCGCACCAAAAUGCAGCUAUGGGUGCCGUGGAUGUAGCAGGGUCCAAUUGCUAUGAGGCAGUUUUGUCUGCAGACUGUAGCUAACGUAAUAAUAAAAUGCAUUUGUACAUCU
Seminavis robusta is the source of this 2414-nucleotide messenger RNA. NCBI's taxonomy places the organism in Eukaryota, Bacillariophyta, Bacillariophyceae, Naviculales, Naviculaceae. The record is from the annotation of a GenBank genome assembly.